Messenger RNA from Erythranthe guttata (spotted monkey flower), 1202 nucleotides. Its product is annotated as protein EXORDIUM-like 2. Lineage: Eukaryota; Viridiplantae; Streptophyta; Magnoliopsida; Lamiales; Phrymaceae. The record is from RefSeq and is a predicted model, not a curated record.
AUUAAUUAUCAUCGUAGUUAAUAACUCUCGAAAAUGAAUUCGAUCGUGCUCGCCUUUCUUCUCGUGCUGUUAUUGUUCUCAACCACAAACAAUAAUUUCUGCUCGGCAACUCCAAGACUUCUCGCGCUUAUCAAGCCGAACCCCAUCGUCCUCAAAUACCACAACGGCAAGCUUCUCAAAGGCAACGUCACCGUCAAUUUAAUUUGGUACGGCAAGUUCACCUCACCGCAGAAGUCGAUUCUCGUCGACUUCCUCCAAUCACUCAGCCCUAGCCGCCCCCCGGCGCCCCCCUCCGUCGCGUCGUGGUGGAGCACCACCGCAACCUACAAAGGCGGCCCGUCGAAUAUCCUACUCGGCAAGCAAGUCGUCGAUGAGAAGUACUCCCUUGGGAAAUCUCUCAAGGACGCCCAGAUCACAGCCUUGGCUACCAAGGCUGGACUGGGACCCAGCGCAGUCAACGUCGUCCUGACGUCGGCUGACGUGGCGGUUGAGGACUUCUGCAUGAACACGUGCGGCACCCACGGGUACACUAGUGGCAAGAAACCCGACGACAAGUACGCCUACGCGUGGGUUGGAAACUCCGGGAAGCAGUGCCCGGGGCAGUGCGCGUGGCCGUUCUAUAAGCCGGUUGUGGGGCCGCAGACUCCGCCGUUAGUAGCCCCCAACGGAGACGUCGGGAUUGACGGCAUGGUGAUCAAUCUAGCCACUGUUUUGGCGGGAACCGUUACCAACCCGUUUGACGGUGGGUACUAUCAGGGUGCGGAUAGUACCGCUGGGUUGGAGGCGGUUACUGCCUGCUUAGGGAUAUUCGGGUCGGGUGCGUUCCCGGGUUACCCGGGUAAGGUGGUGGUUGACAAGACGAGCGGGGCUAGCUACAAUGCGCAGGGUGCUAACGGGCGCAGGUAUCUGCUGCCGGCUAUGUGGGACCCAGCCACGUCCACGUGCAAGACACUCGUGUGAAAUUAAUAUAAUCGAAUAAAAUAUUGUGCGUGCAGUGCACGAUGUGGCUCUACAAUUUGGAUUUGUUAAUUUAAUAUUUUCUGGUUGUUUCUGUACGUUGAAGAUUAUACAUGUAAACAUUUUAUAUGAAUUUAUGUUACACGAGAGAAAAGUAGAAUUAGGAUAAUGUAAAAUAAACGUACCUAUGAUUCGUUGAAGUUUUCAGAUCGAGUUGGCCACAAAUUAAGUUGAUUGCUUGGGAA